Messenger RNA from Liolophura sinensis, 3548 nucleotides. RefSeq names its product transmembrane protein 134-like. The record is from RefSeq and is a predicted model, not a curated record. The transcript has 7 exons. NCBI's taxonomy places the organism in Eukaryota, Metazoa, Mollusca, Polyplacophora, Chitonida, Chitonidae. The coding region runs from base 1 to 579 and encodes 192 amino acids.
AUGGCCUCCAGUGGCAAUGGGGGCAAAUAUUACGUAGAUGAUUCUCUGAAUAAGGAGGAAGAAGAUAAAGUUAGAUUGUACGGAUCUACAAGAGAAAGUAACCCAAUACAAAACAAAAAGCUCUCUGCUGUCGAAAAGGCAAAUGGAGACGAGAACAUUCAGGAAUUCCAUCUUGGAGAUGAAAGUGCAUUGAUUGGAGGAGAUGAGACAGAUGGUUUGUUUCCAGCCAAUCGACUGCAAUUCCCCAGCUCAUUGCACUCAUCGAAUGGCUCAUUUGCUGACUGUGCAAGUAUAUCUACCAAAACCUGGCCUGAUGAGAAAAGCUGGUUAAAACACCCAAAAGUGCGAGAGAAUUGGAGAGUUGUGUUGGCAUCUUUUCUCCUUGUGGUUGUUGGCAUAGCUUUAUUGAUAACAGGCACAGUAGUGCAGGUCGUGUCGGGAAACUUUCUCCACAGUUUUGUAGUUUUCCUUAUCGGCAUUAUCUGUAUUAUUCCUGGAGCAUAUCACCUCAUUUACAUAUACUGCGCUGUCAGAGGACGGCAGGGAUUCAGCUUCUAUAACCUGCCGGUCUUGAAAUGAAGCCCACUCGUCUCCUCGCUUAUCACCAUAAGCGUGUUACGGUUCCUUCACACAGUGCAGGUUCAACCACAGCAGUGCAUCGGCAGUCAAUGACAUCAGAUCUCCAACAGGCCUGGGACUUUAGGCCUUUAACAACUCGGAGCAGCCAGAAUCUUGUGUGAGAAAUUCGCCAGGAAUUUUCUUUAGGUCUUUAGCACGUAUGAUUGAAAAACUGGACAACCCAAGGAGUUUGAAUGUCUGUGGGACAAGCUGUUUAAAAGCACAUUCAUACCCUGACAUAUUGAUGGUGAUACCAAUGUUAUCAGUUUGAGGCUGAGACAUUUACUGUGCAUGUAGUUGAAACAGUUGUACUCCCACAAUGUUAGUUGGUAAUUGAUUCGAAGCUGACAAAGACAAGACUCAGUGGCAACCAUGUUUGUUUCGUUACUGAUAAAACAUUCUGAGGAAACAUAAAUUAAUUGAAUCCAUGUGAUAACUAAAGACAAUCUCCCGUAGUGCAAGAAGAAAAAAUGUGUUUCAAUACACGUCAGAUAUAACUAAAGAUAAUCUCCGUAGUCCAAAAAGAGAAAACCUGUUUCAAUACACAUGUCAGAUAUAACUGAAGACAGUGUCCCUUAGUGCAAGAAGAAAAAAAAAACAACGUGUUUUAAUACACUUCAGAUAAUUAUCUCUUGAUUUAAGCCAUGCUUUAAUAUUUAAACCUUGACCUAGUUUGGAGAAAUGGUUCAAAGACCAUUGGUAAGUUGAUUGUAAUUAGCAUGCACCUUGACAACACAAGUGAAAGGGAUAUGUUGCCAUGGUAAUUACAAAAGAUCUUUGCACUCCGGUAUUAAAGCUCACUCAUGUCAAGUUGUGCCUCUCCCAUCCUGAAAGUGUCAAAAGUCUGUUGCGGCGAGAAGCCAUUUCAAGCUUUUGGUUUAUACUAGACUUGCAUUGUUGUGUACAAACACAUCUAUGACUGUAUAUAUACAAGCUAUCACUUUAUGCCUGUACAUAGGUGUUGGAACUUUUGUUGAUAAAAAUAGGCAUCAGAUGUACGAUUCUUCCAAUAGCUGUAACUUUGUGACUGGAAUGUCUAAGAACUUGUAUAUUUAUUUAUUAUUGUUAUAUAUAAUAAUUUUCAUGUGUAUUUAAAUAGAACAUGCCUGGAUUGUGAUGAUAAAAACAAGGAAUUGUCCAGGAUAAUUCACCUGUUAUCUUCGGGCAUAUGAUUCCACUGAGAGCAUUUGUUGACAUUGAGUCUGCAUUAAAAUUUGAUUCUUGGGCUGUAAUAGAUUCUUUCCAUAGAAAUUCAAAUUUUACAAUGAUUUGUCUUCAGAAACCAACUCGUGAAGUGUUCGCAAUUUUAUCUCUUCCAUUCCAAAAAUAAGCUUUUAUGUCAUGUAUUAAACUUUUGACGAGUCAAAAUUGUCACUUAAUGGAAUUUUUGUAGCGCAAGUUGUUUCCCCUUGUGAAGACAUUUAGUUGACAUUAAUGGAUUGAGAAUGCCAAUGGCUAGACUGCCACAGUUUUAUGCAUUUUUAAUUUGGUAUCAUUUAUGCACCUAGAACUGGUCGGUUACAAGCUAUUGUCUUUCAUUAACCCACCGUAGCAUGUCAUUUUAAAGUACAAAUCUAUUGUAUAGAACAGUUGCACACCAAGUGAUGAAAUAGUAGUUCACAUCUGUUGUCAUAGAAAAGUUGCACAUCAAGUUAUGAAGUGGUACACAUUUUGUCUAUUGCUGUACACAUUUUAUUGCUAAAGAACAAUUUUACACCAAGUAAUGAAGUAGAGGUACACAUCUGUAUUGCUGUAGAACAGUUGCACAUGAAGUGAUGAAGUAGGGGUACACAUAGGACAGUUGGAAGUGAUGAAGUAACAUUACAAAGUUUGUUGCUCUGGGACAGUUGGAUGUCAAGUGAUGAAGUAGAGGUAGGCCUACGCAUCUGUUUAGAAAAGUUGCACAUCAGUUGUUGAAGUGGUAAUUGACAUCUGCUGCUUUAGAUCAUUUAGGCACACAAUCUUUUGGGUGGCGAUGUGUGAACAUUCACAUAAAACAGCAAAAUCAAUGAUUUAUUUUGAACAGUAUAAAUUUUAAAAGUUGCAGUAUGCUAGUGUCUUUUCGUUUGAUAUGAGCACUUGGUAAAAAUGGCACCAGUCCAGAAAUUGUGGUUUUUGGUUUUCUUUUCAAUGCACUGAAGUGCAAAAUAUAGUGCCUUGGUAUCAGUAUGUUAUUAUUACCAUUUUAAUGCAUUUUUUUCGUCCAUUUGUAAAAUUAGUAAACAUACUGCAAGUUUAAUUUUAUGAAACUUACAGAAAAUAAGCAUCGUGGGAAAAUUACAAGUCAACAUGUUGUGGCCAAAUGUGUAGGAAUGUAUAGGUAUGAAGAACUACAAGUAUAUGCUGUAUGAUACGACUGGAACCACUUUGCAAGGACUACUGGAUAUACUCUGAACUGAGUUCUGUUAAUUGUUCACUCACUAGGACUCACAAGGUGUGGGUUCAAACCCAAAUGUCGACAGGUACUACCCCUGCUCUCAUUGUUCAUGUGACUGUUGUAACAGUAGGCAACAGUUCAACGUUCAUCGAAGACCACUUGUCUUCUGCCAACAGGGAGUGAAUGGCUGUACAUUACACUUGGGAAAGUUUGCCAGUAACAUGCCAAAGGUUGGAGGUUUUAUACACUGGGCACUCUGCUUUCCUCUAACCUUGAAAGUGAUUGCCAUCGUGUGAGUGAAAAUUUUUUGACUAUAAUUUAAAAGAAAGUACAGUACAAUAAAGCAGUAGAAUAAAUAAACCACAUGAAGUUUGUUGAGAUUGUCCACUGUCUUUAAAUCAAAGUAGUUCCACAUAUAACUGGAAUUAAACAUUAUUUUAUUACUGUCAGUAGAGGUAUUUUUUGUCUUAGCAUUUCUCAUUGGAGAUUUUUUCUUUCACUUUCUUAUCUACAGAGUUUUUAUUGUAACUUAUUACAUGUCAUUCCAUAUUUU